This is a messenger RNA of Oncorhynchus keta (chum salmon), 1612 nucleotides long. RefSeq names its product thioredoxin-related transmembrane protein 1-like. NCBI's taxonomy places the organism in Eukaryota, Metazoa, Chordata, Actinopteri, Salmoniformes, Salmonidae. The coding region runs from base 184 to 1083 and encodes 299 amino acids. The transcript is spliced from 8 exons. The record is from RefSeq and is a predicted model, not a curated record.
UUUGCAUUGCUAAAUUGCUAAACUAGAAAAUAAAAUACCACCCAUUGUGUGUUUUUCUGUGACAUUAGAGAGCUGUCAAUGUGAGCAGUAUAUUUUACAGUUGUUUAAAAAACUGCUGAGAAGGGCGGUUUCAGAGGUAACUAGGUAAACGGAAGUAGAAACGGUAGAUUAGUUGACCUAAACAUGGCGCCUUUGCUGGAUCACAAAAUUGGCGUCGCUAUGUUAUCUUCUUUACCUUGGCGAUCAAAAUCGAAUCUCUUGACAUGUUCACUCGUUUUGCUUAUUUACCUGACGUCGCAUCCAUCCUUGGCCAAACCGAGCAGCCUCAAAGAGAUCACGGACGGAAACUGGGAAGACAUCUUGGCAGGGGAAUGGAUGAUUGAAUUUUUUGCCCCGUGGUGUCCGGCGUGCCAACAGCUCCAGCCCGUGUGGAAUGAGUUUGCCGACUGGGGUGAGGACAUGGGCGUCAACAUAGCGAAGGUGGACGUUACUGAACAGCCUGGUUUGAGCGGGCGAUUCAUCAUCACUUCACUUCCGACCAUCUACCACUGUAAGGAUGGUGUGUUCAGGAGGUACCAGGGGGCUCGCACCAAAGAUGACUUGCUAAGCUUUAUUGAUGAGAAGAAGUGGCAGGGCAUUGAGCCCGUGUCUUCCUGGUUUGGACCAUCUUCCUUCAUGAUGAACACAAUGUCCGCUCUCUUCAAGCUGUCAAUGUUCAUUCGGCGUUGCCAUAACUACCUGAUAGAGCAUUUGGGGAUUCCAGUGUGGGGCUCAUAUGUCAUCUUUGGACUGGCCACUCUCUUCUCUGGCCUAGUCCUGGGACUGAUACUGGUGUUCAUUGCAGAUUUUGUCUUCCCAUCGCGACGAUUUAACUCCCCAAACUACUACCAGAAGAAACAGACAAUGGAACAAGCCAGGCUGAUUCAGCAGCUGGAGGAGGAGCAGGAGGCGGACGGAGAAGAGGAUGAUGAAGACGAUGAAGAUGGAGAACAGGACGAUGUCUGGAGGAGGAGAGCGUCUCCCGAGGGGCGUCCAGAGGAGGUGCUGCGAAAAAGGGUGGUGGGCAACCAUGAGGACUCCUAGAGGCCUGGAGGGGAACUGAAGAUGCCCCUUCAAACAGCGAGGAAGGGGAUGGGGCCUGGUUUGGGGCCUAAGCUCAUUUUUAUAAAGUGCCUCAGAAUAGGAGUACUGAUCUAGGAUUUUUAGAUCAUGAUAACUAAGAUGCCAUGGACAGGUGGAACUGAUCCCAGAUCAGCACUCCCAUUCUGCGGUGCUUUAUGAACACGGGACCUGGUCCUGAGCAGCAGUAGAGUUUACAGCUUACAGAGCCAUAGCAACACGCUGGCAAGGCCUCGGCGACGCCUUGCUUCUUCUCCCUUCAGCUUCACCAGGAGUGCCCCGUAUUCUGACCGCUCUACUCUCACCACCAGCACCCUCCCCUGGACUGGAGGUGCUACUGCACACGCCCAACACCAUUAUCAUGUUCUUUAGGCAUCAAAUGAAGGUAAACAGACUGGAACAGGAAGUGUUUAUCCAUGUCCAAUAUGAAAUUCUCCUUUUUCAUUCUCCGUUGGAAAAGAUUUUUACAAAAAUUGUCCCUAAUGAACACAAA